Molecule: messenger RNA, 3452 nt
Organism: Phacochoerus africanus (Common warthog)
Lineage: Eukaryota; Metazoa; Chordata; Mammalia; Artiodactyla; Suidae
Gene: RASSF8
Product: Ras association domain family member 8
Exons: 5
Coding region: 331-1347 (338 amino acids)
Biological process (GO): signal transduction
Source: RefSeq, a predicted model, not a curated record
GAGCGAGGCUCGCGGGGCUGCGCCGCCGGUGACGGGCGCUGGGCGGCCGCCGGGCUCCGGGCGCCGCCGCGUCCCCAGCGCUGCGGCGGGCCCCGCGAGGCGGCCUGCGGGGGCGGCGCAGUUGCGAAACUGAGUUCCUGUGUGGCUCAUCCUAGAAUACCUGUCUGGUGCUCUGCCCUUCCUCAAGACUACCUCACACUUCUCCCACUGGGGACUCCAGCGUGGUAAGCUCACUGCACAGACUCUCUGCCUUUUCCAUGUUUUCCUAGAGAAAUGACCUGAUACCUUGAUGACCAGUCUCAGGGCCCUUGGGUGACUGGCUGGGGCACCAUGGAACUUAAAGUAUGGGUGGACGGAGUUCAGAGGAUUGUUUGUGGGGUCACUGAAGUCACAACUUGCCAGGAAGUUGUCAUAGCCCUAGCUCAAGCAAUAGGUCGAACUGGAAGGUACACUCUUAUAGAAAAAUGGAGAGAUACUGAAAGACAUUUAGCACCUCAUGAAAAUCCUAUCAUAUCCUUAAACAAAUGGGGGCAGUAUGCUAGUGAUGUGCAGCUGAUUUUACGUCGAACUGGGCCAUCUCUCAGCGAGCGACCCACAUCAGAUAGUGUGGCUCGAAUUCCUGAAAGAACUUUAUACAGGCAGAGUUUACCCCCCUUAGCCAAACUGAGGCCUCAGAUUGACAAAACGAUCAAAAGGAGAGAACCUAAAAGGAAAUCAUUAACAUUUACAGGAGGUGCCAAAGGAUUAAUGGACAUUUUUGGAAAAGGUAAAGAAACUGAAUUUAAGCAAAAGGUGCUGAAUAACUGCAAAACCACAGCAGAUGAGUUAAAGAAACUGAUCCGUUUGCAGACAGAGAAGCUCCAAUCUAUUGAGAAAGAGCUAGAAUCAAAUGAAAUAGAAAUACGAUUCUGGGAGCAAAAAUAUAAUUCUAACCUAGAAGAGGAAAUUGUCCGCCUGGAGCAAAAGAUCAAAAGAAAUGAUGUAGAAAUUGAAGAGGAAGAAUUUUGGGAAAAUGAAUUACAGAUUGAACAGGAAAAUGAAAAACAGCUGAAAGAUCAACUUCAAGAAAUAAGACAAAAAAUAACAGAAUGUGAGAGUAAAUUAAAGGACUAUUUGGCUCAAAUCCAGACUAUGGAAAGUGGUCUUGAGGCAGAAAAAUUGCAACGGGAAGUUCAAGAGGCACAAGUCAAUGAAGAAGAGGUUAAAGGAAAGAUUGGUAAGGUUAGAGGGGAAAUUGACAUUCAAGGCCAGCAGAGUCUGAGGCUAGAAAACGGUAUUAAAGCUGUGGAAAGAUCUCUUGGGCAAGCCACCAAACGAUUACAGUUGGAAACCUGCCUUAGUUUAUAAGUUUCUUAGAAUUUCUGUGACUUAGGACAAAGCUGAGAUGUGAGACCAAAAAAAGACGACAGCUGGAGCCACACUAUUCUUCUCCAUGGAAGAAGCUUUCUUACUGUGGCAGCUGUAACAUUAGGUAAUUGGAUGCAAAAGAUGAAAAUCUCAGAGCUGGAAUGGACACUAAUGAUGAUAUAGUGAAUCUUACCUUCUCCUUCUAGAGCUGGGAAACCAAAGCCAAAAGGGAUUAUUACUAAGGAUGUGUGUCUAGUUGGCUGCCUAUCUAUCACAUCACCACUGUUGCUAAUCCCAUCUUCUUUCCUGAGGUGUUAUUAGUGCCCCCCCCCCAACCCCAUAACCCUCACUUACUUUCUGGAGGAGAGAGGCAGGUUCCUCUCUGCCUUUUCCCCACUCCUAGUCCACAUACAAGAACAUUUGUAUUUUGCACUUAGACCCUGAUCACUCAACUUAUAUUUCUUGGGUACCCAUUCUUGAAAAGACAGUGUGAUGGUGUUGUCAGACUUGUAAAGAGAUAUCAGUCUCUAACAGCUGAAAUGAGAAAGAUACACAGUUGAUUAUAAUAUGGCUCCUUACAUUUAAAUUAAUUAAAAUUGAAUAAUAUUCAAUAAAGGUGUUUAAAAACAUUGAAUAAAUUUAAAUUCUUAUUUAGUCACAUUUGGCCACAUUCAGUGCUCAUUAGCAGAUACAUCUAGUGGCUACUGUAUUGGACAGGGCUUGUUUAGAAGCUGUGUGAUGAUCAUGGAUCAAAGAGGGAACCAUGAGGCUUCAGAGCACAUGUGCCAGAAACUCUGAAUGUCUGUAGUAACAAGAUCUCCAAAUAGUACCUGUGCACACUGGAGUUGGAGAAGAGCUGCUUUAAGAGUCUGAACAGUUCCACAAGCAGAGAAAGCUGAGGUUUCAGGAAGAACUGAUGUCAUUUCCUUUCUCUGUCACUGACUAUAGUAAGUAGUAGAACUGCCAACCAAAAUUUGUGCAGUCAAGAAUUUCUCAUGCAAUAGAAGGUUGUUAACCCUCUGGCUUGUCAGUAUUUUACUAUUUGGAUUCAUUUUGACAUCUAAAAAAGGUACACUUGGGAAUUGUAUUGCCUUGAUGUUACCGGAAAUACUAGUUUAUGACAGCUGUUACUAGUAAACUCCACUACCUAUGAAAAGUAUCUAAUAAACUACUGACAUACCUCCAAGAACCCCCUACACUCAAAGUAAGUAGAGAAAACCACCACUGUUCUCUAUUUUUCUCUUCCCUACCUUUACCGAAUCCUUCAGACACACCCAGCUUGGGUGGGGCCUUUGCCACUUUUUCUUAUAGUUCCCUAAAAGAGAGAAAGAGAAGAAAACCCAUUUGAAUAAUAGAAUGAUUCUCCUUGCUUUGGGAGGUUUCUGGCUGUCCAAAGUUGUUCUCCUGACUUUAAGGCCCCUCAGUUCCCAGACUUGAUUUUCUGGGUUUAAGAGUCCCAUAGUGGGACUCUUGCUUUCCUCAUGCCAUAGCAUAAAUCUCAAAAAUGGAUCUCAUGAAAACUUAAGCAGUUUAAAAAAAUAAGAACUCUAAAUCUUGUGGAUGACUAUUAAUUUUGCAGUCAGUUAUGAAGUAGAUAAUAGGGAACUUUACUUGUGAACAGCUUAGCAAGAUUGCUGUCAACACCAGGGUGGAUGGAAUCCAUUAUUUGAUUCAUGACAGUUUACAGACAUAUAUUUAUUUCAUCAGUAGCAUAAUGUAUUCCUAACAGAGGAAGCUGUCACAUUUAAGAGGACAGACUUAAGAAGCUGUUGUCAUUCAUUUGCUUAUUUUUUGGUCCAUGCCACAGAGUAAAAGUGACCUCUUUAGCCAUUAUGUCAAUAUGAACCAGAUUUAUUAAAUGUAUUCCUGUGUAAGCUAGUGUCUCACAUUCAACCCCUGCCAGGAUGCCUUUAGCUGGGCAAUAGUGAAUCUUCAAAUUAAAAAAAAAAAAUUAACUUCCAUCUAGGACAAAGAACAAGAAUUGGAGCAGUUGACUAAAGAGCUACGGCAGGUCAAUCUGCAGCAGUUUAUCCAGCAGACAGGGACAAAAGUCACCGUUUUGCCAGCAGAGCCCAUUGAGGUGGAGGCAUCGCAUGCAGACAUAG